GUGGGGUUGGACGGAGGGAGAAAGAGAGAGAGAGAGAGAGAGAGAGAAGAGAUAGAAAGAGAAAGAGAGAUAAAGAGAGAGAGAUUACAAGAGGCGCCGGGCAAGCAUCCCAGAACGGCCGUGUGCUCCGUUCGUCUCUGAAACACAGAGAGGAGAGAGUCGGGGCUCGAUCGAUCGAUCGGCUCGAUCGAGCGUCGAACAAUUAACGGCCAUCAAAUGCCCAUCUCGGGUACGCGUGGCGCGUAAAUCGCGGCGCGUAAAUCGUGGCACGCUCUUGUGACUCGACGGACACGCGCCUAUCCUCCUCCUCCUCCUCAUCCUCCUCCUCUUCCUCCUCCUCCACCUCCUCCUCUUCCUCCUUUUCCUCCUCCUUCCCUUCUCCUCUUCCUUCUCUUCCUCUUUCCCUUCUUUUUUACUCCAUCUUAUUUUUCUUCCUCUUUUUCGUCUUCGUCUUCGUCUUCGUCUUCGUCUUCACUUCCUCUUUGUUUCUUGUUCUCCAAAAAGUCACUACUCUCUCCCCACCACUUUCUUUCAUCAACCCCCUCUUUUCUCCUCUCUUCUUCUUCUUCUUUUUUCUUCUUCUUCUUCUUCUUCUUCUUCUUCUUCCGUUUCCUUUACCUCCUUCCGCCUUCCAAAGUUUUUGGAAAACACGCGAGUAAACUUUUCGUGGCCAGUGCCUUCGAGGACCUUCGACGGGCCGAAAUUUUUACUUCGGCCUUUACUCCCGUACGACGGCCCGUCGAUGUCCGUCGAUCGUUCUCCCAACCGAACGCGAUACUUCGUGAUUUUACGGAUCGAUAUAUUCGAUCGGUAUAACGAACGAUCCGUGGAUCGUCCUCGGCGUGUCAGUGUCUCAUCGUCGUCGUCAUCCUCGUCGUCUGACUUCUUGGGAAUAAAUCGGGACUCGUAAUCAAAGAGGACGAAGAGUAAGCUCGUUCUCCCGAGGUCGCCUUUCCUUCUUCUUCUUCUUCUUCUUCUUCUUCUUCUUCUUCAUCUUCAUCAUCUUCUUCUUCUACCUCUACUUCUUCUACUUCUUCUUCUUCUUCUUUUUCUUCGUUAGAUCGUCUCCUUCGAUCAUCUCCUUUCGCUGUGUGACGUUAGAGAGCCUCGAGAUGUUACUCUCUGGUGCUUGGUUCGAGGCUAUAGCCGCUACACUUCUCGCAAUUUUAGUCUUGGCUACCAGUUAUCGACCACCAUGGUGGUUCUGGACAGGAAGCUCUCAUCAGACCAGUGCCAUAUCGGAAGAGAAGGAUAGGAGGCCAUUUAAAACAGCUCGGGACGUGCCCGGUCCAUUCUCCUUACCUAUUCUUGGCACAAGAUGGAUAUUCUCCUGGAUCGGGUACUAUCGAAUGAACAAGAUUCACGAGGCUUACAAAGAUCUGAAUCGACGCUACGGAGGCUUGUGCAAGGAGGAGGCACUCUGGAACUGGCCAGUUAUAUCGGUAUUUUCUCGACGUGACAUCGAGCUGAUCCUUAGGCGAGGUUCGAGAUAUCCUCUUCGUCCACCGCAAGAAGUCAUAUCGCACUAUCGACACUCGCGACGUGAUCGUUACACUAAUCUCGGUCUUGUGAAUGAACAGGGCGAGACUUGGCAGAAGCUUCGUUCUGCUCUCACUCCGGAACUCACGGGAGCCAGCACGGUUCUCGGCUUUUUUCCUGCUCUAAAUAUCGUCUGCGACGGUUUCAUCGAGCUAAUACGAAAACGGAGAACCAUGUUUGGCAUCGCGGGAUUCGAAGAACUUGCCUAUAGAAUGGGACUCGAGAGUACCUGUACCUUGAUUCUGGGUCGGCAUCUUGGUUUCUUAAAGCCGGACUCGAGCGACACGCUUACUGCAAGAUUAGCGGAAGCAGUUAGGAUUCACUUCACGGCCUCGCGAGAUGCCUUUUAUGGGUUGCCGCUUUGGAAGGUGCUACCGACAUCCGCUUACAAACAGCUGAUAGAGAGCGAGGACGCUAUUUACAACAUAAUCUCAGAAUUAAUGGAGACGACGAUGUACGAGAAAAGAAACGACGCUCGAGACGAAUCCGUAGAGGCCGUUUAUCAAUCGAUUUUACGACAGAAAUCAUUAGACAUAAGGGAUAAAAAAGCAGCCAUAGUGGACUUUAUUGCGGCUGGUAUACACACAUUGGGUAAUACUUUAGUCUUCCUUUUCCACAUGAUCGGAAGUAAUCCAGAAGUACAAGAAACAUUAUACGAAGAAGCCUGUACGUUGGCACCGCGUGGUUGCGAUUUGACAGUCGAGGAUCUUCGAAAAGCACGUUAUUUACGUGCCUGCAUUAAUGAAGCGUUUAGGUUGGUACCAACGGCACCAUGUAUCGCAAGAAUUUUAGACGAACCAAUAGAAUUGGAUGGCUAUCAUCUCGACGCUGGGACGGUAGUUCUCUUGCAUACAUGGAUAGCUGGAUUAGACGAGAAUAACUUUAAGAAUGCGUCCAAAUGCGUGCCUGAAAGAUGGCUGAAGCCUAUGGUACCACAUUCGCCAUUACUGGUAGCGCCUUUCGGUGCUGGUCGAAGAAUCUGCCCGGGCAAACGCUUUGUGGAACUUGCUCUACAACUUAUCCUAGCGAAGAUCGUUCGAGAAUUCGAAAUCGUAGUAGACGAUAAGCUCGAUCUGCAAUUCGAGUUUAUUCUCGCCCCGAAAAGUCCGGUCUCACUCGGUUUUCGAGAUCGUCUGGAGGUGGUAUGAAAAAUGAUCGAAUAAUUAGAAGACCAAACGCCUUGCCAAAUCGCGUUUUAAUCGUAUAAAUUUACGCGUAACGUGAAAUGUAUAUAUAUAUAUAUAUAUAUAUAUAUAUAUAUAUAUAUAUGUAUAUAUAUACAUAUAUGUUAUACGUAUGUAUUGUAUAUUCAGCGCGAAUAUCACGUUUAAGCAUUCGACGUUAAUCAUUUUCAUCGAUUGAUCUAUCGAGAAUCGUUUUUUCCUUUAUAUAUUUUUUUUUAUCUUUUUGCCAGCACGCAAUAUUUUUAACCUAUUGCACUCGACGAACGUUAUCAGUAAGUCUCAAUUCUAAAUGUCAACGUUUUCUUAGUGUUUCUCCUCUUUUUUUUUUUUUCAACUGAAUGAAAUGCGAAUUAACAACAAUAACAAAAGACAAAGCGAGAAUGUCAUCUCGAGUGCAAAAGGUUAAUUUCUAAGAGCAUUCUACUCGAACAUUAAAUUAUCUAUUAUACGACUAAUUAGGAUCGUCUUAUUUUUUUCAAACAUUGACGUACAUAUGUAUGGUAUGUACAUGGAUGCAAUGAUAUCGUAAUAAUUAAAA
Molecule: messenger RNA, 3261 nt
Organism: Vespula vulgaris
Lineage: Eukaryota; Metazoa; Arthropoda; Insecta; Hymenoptera; Vespidae
Gene: shd
Product: ecdysone 20-monooxygenase
Exons: 11
Coding region: 1113-2687 (524 amino acids)
Molecular function (GO): monooxygenase activity; heme binding; oxidoreductase activity, acting on paired donors, with incorporation or reduction of molecular oxygen
Source: RefSeq, a predicted model, not a curated record